Messenger RNA from Limanda limanda (common dab), 2508 nucleotides. RefSeq names its product soluble guanylate cyclase 88E-like. The transcript is spliced from 16 exons. Lineage: Eukaryota; Metazoa; Chordata; Actinopteri; Pleuronectiformes; Pleuronectidae. Gene Ontology annotation, biological process: nitric oxide-cGMP-mediated signaling; cGMP biosynthetic process; response to oxygen levels. The record is from RefSeq and is a predicted model, not a curated record. Gene Ontology annotation, cellular component: guanylate cyclase complex, soluble. Gene Ontology annotation, molecular function: guanylate cyclase activity; heme binding; oxygen sensor activity. Bases 1 to 2508 code for a protein of 835 amino acids.
AUGGACGCGUCUCCGCAGAAGAUGUACGGCCUGUACUUAGAAGCAGUGAACGAUUACAUCAACGAGUCCUACGGGGGGGACGUGUGGAGGCUGAUCGAGAACCGGGCGGAGAUCCCUCACCUCAAGUUCGUCAGACAUCAGAUGUACAAUGACAACCUGAUCCUCCGCCUGGCGAAGGCCGCCGGCGAGGUUCUGGGAAAGACCCACGACGAGCUGAUGUACGCCUUCGGGGUCUACAUGGUGAAGAGGAUCGGGAACUACGGAUACGAGCGGAUCCUGAAGGUGUUGGGUCGAAAUGUGCGCGACUUCAUCAACGAGCUGGACAACCUGCACGAGUACUUCCGCUUCUCUUUCCCCAAAGUGCAGCCGCCCAGCUUCUGCGUGGAGGAGGAGUGUGAGACCAGCCUCACGCUUCACUACCGCAGCACGCGCAAGGGCUUCACCCAGUUCGUCAAGGGACAGCUCUCUCAGGUGGGACGACAGUUCUACAACACGGACAUCGAGGUGGAGAUCCUGUCGAAAGAGGAGACGGAGAAGAUGACGUAUGUGGUUUACAAGAUGAACUUCGACAACGCGGCCUUCAAGCACCGCAUGCCGCAGCAGAAGACGGCGCCGAGCUACGAGAAGCUGCCGAUGAAGCGCGGCAUCUUCUUCGACAUGUUCCCCUUCAGCGUCAUCUUCCGCCGAGACAUGACCAUGUACCGGGUCGGGGACGGCCUGAAGGAAGUGUUCUCCGACCUGCAGGGCAAGAAGGUGGACGAGGAGUUCGCCCUGGUCCGACCGAUGCUGGAGUUCAGCUGGGACAACAUCUACACUCACCUGAACAACGUGUUUGAGCUGAUGUCUAAGGCCGUGGUGGAGAGCAAGCAGAAGGUCAACAUCCCCAAACUGAACAGAGAGGGCUCGGAGGAGAAGGAGGACAAGCCGAACUCCCCGGAGGAGAUGAAGGACACAGAGCAGGAGUACAGCAGCAACCCCACCCAGUACAACAGCAACGCCAACCCUGGAAUGGAGGAUAUCGAGCUGCUGGCUUUCCAGACCAUCACCGGUCAGAACCCGUUACACUUCCACCUCGUUAGCGUUAGUUCCUGCUUCGCCUACAUUCAUGUCGUGAAUCCAGGAAAGUGCAGUGAGACCAUCUUCGAGGACCUGAGGGAACCUCCGAAGAAACCUUUGCAUCUGAAGGGACAGAUGAAGUACGUCCCCCAGUGGGACUCACUCAUCUUCCUCGGGACGCCGAUCAUAGAGACGGUGGAGGACAUGAUUAAAAUGGGAGUUUACGUGAACGACCUGAACCUGCACGACUCCAGCAGAGAGCUGAUUCUGGCCGGGACGCAGCAGUCGGCCGAGCUGCAGCUGGCUCUCGAUCAGGAGCAACAAAAAUACGCUCAGCUGAUGGAAAUCAUCAAGAAGCUGGACGAGGAGAAGAAGAGAGGCGACUCCCUGCUGUACGCCAUGAUCCCCAAGGCCGUGGCCGACCGGCUCCGGAAGGGCAUCACGGCUCUGGAGACGUGUCAGGUGUUCCCAGAUGUGACCAUCCUGUUCAGCGACGUGGUGAAGUUCAACGAGAUCUGCAUCCACAUCACGCCCAUGCAGGUGGUGGACAUGCUCAACGAGAUCUACAUCGUCUUCGACACGCUGAGCGAGAAGCACAACGUCUACAAGGUGGAGACGAUCCGUGACGCCUACAUGGUCGUGGCCGGCGUGCCCAACAAAACGACCUUCCACGCACACCACACCUGUGACAUGGCGCUGGACAUGCUGAGCUCCAUCGACCACCUGAAGGACCCGUCCACCGGGGACAACAUCCAGAUCCGAGUCGGUAUUCACUCAGGCAUGGUGGUGGCCGGCGUGGUGGGCCUGAAGAUGCCUCGCUACUGCCUGUUCGGCGACACGGUGAACACGGCCUCGCGGAUGGAGAGCAACGGACAGGGCAUGCAGAUCCACAUCAGUCAGACCAGCAAGGAUCACCUGGAGCACGAGCCCUACAUCAUCGAGGAGAGGGGCAAAAUAUUUGUGAAGGGUAAAGGUUACAUGAAGACCUACUGGCUGAAAGGAAAGAAGGAUCUCUCGUUCAAGACGCCGGCGGAGCUGCGCUACAGCGGCGAGCAGAAAGACUCGGAGGAGAAGAGCUCUAACGGCUCCGCGAGCCCCAACACCAAACGCAUGGCGUCCAACCUCAACAUCGCCAAAAGCGACGACCAGGCCGAGGGCAAGCCGAGCCCCAGCGACCUGCCGCUGGACACGCUGCCGCUGCCGGAGGCCGCCGAGCCACGCAGCGUCUCGGUCGAGCCGCAGGACAAAGACAAAGCCAGAAAGACUAAGAUCAGCAAGGUGUCCCGGCUGGAGGUCCCUCAGGGAAUCGCUAUCGUGGAGGAUCUGCUGCCCGUGGACGGGCCGGAGAACCCGGCUCCUUUCCUCAACAUCAAGAGACACAGCUUCAGGCAGCAGUACGCCAAGCUGCCCGCCAACCUGCCCAUGCGCAGCGCCUCCUGCUGCAUCCUGUGA